This is a messenger RNA of Amborella trichopoda, 1974 nucleotides long. It is a transcript of the gene UVR3, whose product is annotated as DNA photolyase family protein. Gene Ontology annotation, cellular component: nucleus; cytoplasm. The record is from RefSeq and is a predicted model, not a curated record. Gene Ontology annotation, biological process: circadian regulation of gene expression; entrainment of circadian clock by photoperiod. Gene Ontology annotation, molecular function: deoxyribodipyrimidine photo-lyase activity; DNA binding; FAD binding. NCBI's taxonomy places the organism in Eukaryota, Viridiplantae, Streptophyta, Magnoliopsida, Amborellales, Amborellaceae.
UUUCAUCCGCUUGAAACAAAUUAAAAAAUACAAGAACACCGCUCGCCUCUUUCUCACUCUCAUUUCUAAAUUUCCCUUCAAUGGCAAAAAAACUGAGCGAAAGUUGAGAGUGAGAUAAAAAAGUGAGAGAAAUGGAGGUCAAUUCUCUGAUGUGGUUUAGGAAGGGGCUCCGGAUCCAUGAUAACCCAGCCCUAGACUAUGCUACCAAGAAUGCCAAGCACCUUUACCCUGUAUUUGUACUCGACCCUCUUUACCUUAACCCAGAUACCUCUGCCUUCUCACCUGGUUCGAAAAAAUCGGCUCUCAAUCGAAUUCAAUUCUUGCUCGAGAGUCUUUCCGAUCUCGACUCCAGCUUGAAAGCACUUGGUUCUCGUCUCUUGCUUUUUAAUGGAGACCCUGUUCAUACCAUUAAGCGACUUUUGAACCGGUGGAAUAUUGGGAGGCUUUGUUUUGAAUUUGACACUGAGCCAUAUUCACUAACUCGGGAUGGUCAAGUCCAGGGGUGAAAAGAUACUUUUUUCCAUCACGAGGAUUUUUGGCGCCGAACAACGUUUUGGGUGGACUUUUGAGGAUUUUGCCUCCCACACUGGAAUUGAGGUUUUUUCCCCUGUCAGCCAUACUUUAUUUGACCCCAGGGAAGUCAUUAAAAAGAAUGGCGGAAAGCCACCAUUGACCUAUCAAUCUUUCUUAAGGAUUGUUGGCAUACCUUCUCCACCACAUGCCAAUACAAUAUCUUCACUUCCUCCUUUGGGAAAUAUUGAGGACUCUGAAGUGUCUAAUGUUCCUACCAUUGAAGAACUUGGAUAUGCAGAUGUGAAACAGGAAGAAUAUUCCCCAUUUCGUGGGGGUGAAUCAGAGGCACUAAAGAGGUUGAAAGCAUCACUUAUGGAUAAAGACUGGGUUGCAAACUUUGAGAAACCAAAAGGGAAGCCUACCUCCUUUGAAAAUCCAGCCACGACUGUCUUGUCACCAUAUUUGAAAUUUGGUUGUCUUUCAUCAAGGUUAUUUUACCAAGGCCUCCAAGAUGUCUUCAAGGAGGUCAAGAAGCAUACUUUACCACCAGUCUCACUUGUCGGACAGUUACUAUGGCGAGAAUUCUUCUAUGUUGUAGCUAUUGGCACUCCCAAUUUUGAUCAGAUGAAAGGGAACAAGAUAUGCAAACAGAUACCUUGGAGUGGUGAUGAUAAACUGUUUAUUGCUUGGAGAGAAGCGCAGACAGGAUAUCCUUGGAUUGAUGCUGUGAUGGUUCAGCUCCGGAAGUGGGGUUGGAUGCAUCAUCUUGCCCGCCAUGCUGUUGCAUGUUUUUUGACUCGUGGGGAUCUGUUUGUUCAUUGGGAAAAGGGCCGUGAUGUUUUCGAGAGAUUACUCAUUGAUUCAGAUUGGGCUAUAAAUAAUGGUAAUUGGUUGUGGCUUUCGUGUUCAUCAUUCUUCUAUCAGUAUAACCGCAUAUAUUCUCCAACCUCCUUUGCAAAAAAGUAUGAUCCUAGUGGAAUUUACAUUCGCCAUUUUAUCCCUGUUCUAAAAGAUAUGCCUGAAGAUUAUAUAUAUGAGCCUUGGACUGCACCGUUGGAAGUCCAGAUCAAAGCAAACUGUGUCAUAGGAAGAGAUUAUCCAAAACCAGUGGUGGACCACGAUAUAGUGAGCAAGGAUUGCAGGAGGAAAAUGGGAGCAGCUUAUGCAAUGAAUAGUACAGCAAGUGAUGUGGUAACAGGAGAGGAAUUAGGAAGUCUUGGGCGAAAAUUAGAAAAGCAACCAAUUCAGAUUUCUGAUACCAAGAAGCAAAAACAACUAAAGUUUACAGAUUAUCUUGGCUGAGCAUGUAGUGGUAUUCUUUCCCAUCCUCACUAUGUAGAAUGAUCCUUGUGUGUGUGCAAUGUAGUUUUUUUAAGAUUUACCAUUAUAUUGGUGAAUUUAGAAAACUCUACACAAUUUUUUAACAUAUAGCUCUGAAUGAAUUAGUUUAAUUUUAUUCUA